GCCUCGCACGUCUCGCGGUGUUUGUAUCCACGAGCGGGCGCGAACCGGGACGUGUUCCUGGCGGGCGGCGUCUCAUCUCCUUGUUGCCGGUUCGUCUCCAAUUCCCGGAACCUCCGGGCCCAGCAGCAUGACGUCUGCCUUGGAGAACUACAUCAACCGAACUGUUGCUGUUAUCACUUCUGAUGGGAGAAUGAUUGUGGGAACACUAAAAGGUUUUGACCAGACCAUUAAUUUGAUUUUGGACGAAAGCCACGAGAGGGUGUUCAGUUCUUCGCAAGGAGUUGAACAAGUCGUAUUAGGAUUAUACAUUGUGAGAGGUGACAAUGUAGCUGUUAUUGGAGAAAUUGAUGAGGAGACAGACUCUGCGCUUGACUUGGGGAACAUCCGAGCAGAACCUCUGAACUCCGUCGCACACUGAAGACUCAGAGUGCUUAGGUGUCUGUAAAUCCUGUAUAAAAUCUGCUUGUCCUGAAGAUGAUGAGAAUUUUUUAUGAAUGUGUAAUUGUGGAUUUUGACUUUGUGUUGGUUCAUUGUAAUAUGUAAAUUUAAAUAUUUCUACAUUUUUAUUGGGAAACAUUGCCUAAAUUAAUAAAUGUGGUUGCCUGGUUUAUUUUUCUACUAAAUGAUAUAAAAGUCUAAGAAUCAUUUUGAAAACUUAGCAAAUACCAUUGCUUUUGGUAAUUUAAUAUUUAUGGAAAAUUGGCUGUAAAACUUGGGCUAUUAUUAUAACUUAUACAUGCGAAUAAUAAUAGUAAUAAAAGAGACACAUUUCUUACCGU
Arvicola amphibius (Eurasian water vole) is the source of this 779-nucleotide messenger RNA. It is a transcript of the gene Lsm8, whose product is annotated as LSM8 homolog, U6 small nuclear RNA associated. Gene Ontology annotation, biological process: mRNA splicing, via spliceosome. The record is from RefSeq and is a predicted model, not a curated record. Lineage: Eukaryota; Metazoa; Chordata; Mammalia; Rodentia; Cricetidae. The transcript has 4 exons. The coding region runs from base 128 to 418 and encodes 96 amino acids. Gene Ontology annotation, cellular component: U6 snRNP; U4/U6 x U5 tri-snRNP complex; precatalytic spliceosome. Gene Ontology annotation, molecular function: RNA binding.